Achroia grisella is the source of this 2164-nucleotide messenger RNA. RefSeq names its product ribonuclease H2 subunit B. Gene Ontology annotation, cellular component: nucleoplasm; ribonuclease H2 complex. The record is from RefSeq and is a predicted model, not a curated record. NCBI's taxonomy places the organism in Eukaryota, Metazoa, Arthropoda, Insecta, Lepidoptera, Pyralidae. The transcript is spliced from 5 exons. Bases 200 to 1123 code for a protein of 307 amino acids. Gene Ontology annotation, biological process: RNA catabolic process; ribonucleotide metabolic process.
AUUUUUAUUAUAUUUUCUUACAUUAUUGUUAUAAAAUAUACAUAUAAUAGUUAUAUUAUUCUAUUCCUACUAUUUUAUCAAUACAAUCGACGUUCAAUUCGGCUAUUUUAGUUUUUGGUUAUGUUACAGUUCUGAGUUAUAAAUAAUACAUUUGCUUUUAUUUAAUAUCGACAUAUUUUCUUAAGGAUAUCGAAGAAAAAUGACAAGUCGAUCUCAGAAACCGAAAUCAUCAAUCGAGAGUCCAAAAAAAACUAUUAAACGUAUUGAAAGUUCUUGGGUUCUUCUUCUAAAAGAAGAAUUGUUUGAAAAUAAUAACUUCAGCAUCAUAACCUUGCCACAUCCAGCACAUGGUAAUCCAGCUAAAUAUUGCUUGGACUAUGUUCAUAGCAAGAUGUAUGAACUGGUAACAUUCAGUGAACCCUAUCGAUCUUGGUUCAUUGGAGAGACUGUUAAAUCUGAUGGUGACUUGCUUAUGUUGACUGCAGUAAAUCCUUUAUUUUUGAUAUUACCACAACUAAGAAAACAAUGCAGUACCAGGGCUGUGCCUUUAGAGGAUUUGCUGUCAGAAAAAAGUUAUAACAAAAUAGUACAAUUCAUUACUAAUAUAGAUUUGAUUGGAGACCUCAAGGGUCCAGCAGACAUGAAAGCUUACAAGUACAAUGAAGAUAAAACUUUAAAAUGGCUUGAAGGACGAGUUCGGAAAUUGGCAAAAGUAUUGAGAGAGAAGAAUAUACAUGUAACUUCUGGAGCCACUUCUGCCACAUUCAUAGCAAGUAACAUUACAAAAGAUACAAUUGAUGAAGAAUUUUAUUUGAAAUAUGCACAUGGAAUGGUCUCUGAAUAUCUACAAGAGGAACUUGUACAACUUUUAGAAAAGCAGUUGGAUUUUCAACCGGACCUAAUUGAAUCUGUUGGAAAGAAAAGAAAGUCCGAAGCAACAGAUGUUAAUGAUAUGAAAAAAGUUAAACAAGAAUUUCCUGAAGAUACAGAAAACAUGUAUAACAAUAUUAAUCAAAGUUAUACUGAGGUAAAGAAAGAACGGCCAUUAUCUGCUAAAGAAAAGGCACGUCAAAAAGCCGCUAAUGGGACUAAAACAAUAUCUUCCUUCUUUACAAGAAAGUAGACUAUGUUGUGCUCAGGGCUUGCUUUAAGCGAUUAAGUGUGUAUAUAAUUGGAACUGGAUUAAAAAAAGUCAGCGCUCCUAGCUAAUACCAGCUAUUUCCUAUAGUAUCUUGGGGCUCAUUCCUGUGUAAAUAGUAUUGGAAACAGGUGUCUGUAUGCUAUGUAUUUCAAUCAAAAAUAAUAAUACCUAUUAUCAUUAUGGGUACAAUUUUUAUAAUUCAAUUUUCACUUUCUGUUGCCCCCAGCAUAGCCUAUCUGAUGUGGGGCCCUAGGCAGUUCCCUAUUCCGCCUAAUGGUUACCCUGACCCUGUAUAUGAUGGGGGUCUAAAAUUGUUGUAACGUAAUUUAUAUGUGACAAGCGCCCAUGUUUUUGGUGGUGUAAACAUUUCAAAUUUACAGCUUGCAGCAACUGCCAAAAGUGGUUUCGGCUUUACGCUAUUAUUUCUAUAAGAUUUUAAUUUGUGAAUUAAUGUAAAUAAUUUUCCUCUAUGUUAAUUGAUCUUUGAGAAAAAUUCUAUACAUAGAUUUUAUAGACCGUACAUUAUAUGUAAGUAUAAGUCAAAUCGAAAAUAUAUUCUUACUAGCUAACCUGCGCAACUUCGUCUGCGUCACAUUUUUCCCGUUUUGGAACAUUUUUUAUUGCAGCUUCACUCCUAUUGGUUGUAGCGUGAUGUUAUGUAUAUCCUACAGCCUUCCUUGAGACACGGAGUUCCCAACACUAAAAGAUUGUCGGAUCACUAGUGCUGGAUUUUAUUGAUUAUCCAAACUCAAAAACUACAUUUUUAUAAUAUUAAUAUAUCUUAUUGAUUGUCUCGAAUUUUUGGUAAGUAAAAAAAGAAUUAAGUCCAAAGAUCAAUGUCUGAAACUUGGAUUAAUAUAAUUAUUAUGUCACAUUAUGUGAAUGUCAGGUGGGGGUGUGUAUAAUUUUAAUAAUCGACUUGAUUCAUAAACAAAAUUUUGUUAAAUUAUAAAUAUUUUGUUUUAUUUGAAUCCUUAAAAUACGCAUUUAUUGUCAUGUUUUAAUUUUUUACUUUUAUUUGAA